AUGGCGGCGGCGACGCAAAGGGUGAUGGGAGUUGUAGUCCUUUGAAGGGGAAGUAACCCAAUCAAACGCGUUUUGCUGAGGACGCCCCGCCUCCUUUAGUCCGCCUAAACCAUAGAGUCGGAGAUAUAUAGGUGUGUGUGUGAUGGGAAAGUGAGGUCCUCCGAGGUUGUGCUAGAGCGGCUCAUUGGUGGGGAAGGGAGGUAUAGACCGGAAGUGGCGUCUCGGUGGUCUCCGCCAGCAGUCCGGAGCUUCCGGCGGCUGCGGGGCAACCGGGGGGGGGCCGGGGGGGCGCAUGGGGGGGGCCCCGCCGUGGGGCCGGGGCCUGACGGUGCCGGGGGCCCCACGAUGGAGGAGUGGGGGGUGCUGGGGGAGCCCCCCCAGGAGCUGCAGCGGGACGGCAGCCCCCUGGGGUUCCCGCUGCCCGGCCCCGAGGAACCCGGAGUCCCCGAGCCCCAGGGCACCCCCGCAGCCGCUUCCCCGGCCCCACCGGCCCCUCGCUGGCGUCCUCCCCCCCGCUGCCGCCAUCACCACCCCCCCGCUCCUCCUCCUCCUCCUCCUCCUCCUCCUCCUCCUCCUCCUCCUCCUCCUCCGCGUCCCUUCGCCUGCGGGGAAUGCGGGAAACGCUUCGGCCUGAGCUCCCACCUGAUCCGCCACCAACGCAGCCACACCGGCGAACGACCUUUCGGUUGCGGCGCUUGCGGCAAAGCUUUCGCUCAACGUUCCGACCUGGCUCGCCAUCACCGCACCCACACCGGCGAACGCCUUUAUUCCUGCGGCGACUGCGGCAAACGUUUCGCCGAGAGCUCCCACCUCCUCCGUCACCGCGUCACCCAUUCCGGCGAACGACCUUUCCAGUGCCGCCUUUGCGGUAAGAGUUACGGCGACAGCUCUUACCUCGCCGUCCACCAACGCGCCCACACCGGCGCCCGCCCUUACCGUUGCCCUCGUUGCGGCAAAGCUUUCGCCCGCAGCUCCACGCUGGCGCGGCAUCAGCGCGUCCACGGCGCGGGGCGCGGUUCUUCCGGCGCGUUCCACCCUUUUGGGCGCAAAUGGGAGGGGUUAAAGAGAGAGGAGGGAACCCCCGAGGGGGGGAGGGUCGGUCGGAAGAGGGGGGUGGGGAGGGAGCCACGCCCCUUAGGGAACGGGUGGGAGGGGCUACGGGGUGGCCACGCCCCCGUCGAGAAGCCACGCCCACCGUGGGGAAGGGGCGGAGCCGCGAGGGGGCGUGGCCUCUGUGAGAGCUGGUCACGCCCCCUGGGACCGGAGUGGGAGGGGCCUCAGAGUGGCCAUGCCUCCCCGGAGAGGCUCCGCCCCCUGUGGGAGGGGCCAAAGGGCGGGGGCGCCCCGGGAGGGGAGGCCCAGAGCGAGCUCCGCCCACCCGGCGAUGAGUGGGAGGGGCUAAAGCGUGGCCACGCCUCCCCGGUGAAGCUCCGCCCCUUGGCAGAGAAGUGGGAGGGGCUACUGCUGAGCCCCGCCUCUUUGCGUGGAGAGGGGACCAAUGGGGAGGGCUGGGCUGGCCACGCCCCCUUGGAGGCGGAGUGGGCGGGGCGAGCGCGUGGCCACGCCCCCACGGAGGAUGAGCCACACCCCCUGGAGGCGGAGUGGGCGGGGCAAACGCCUGGCCACGCCCCCUCGGAGGAGGAAGAGGGAGGAGCCCCCGUGGCGGACUGGGAAGGCCACGCCCCCCGGAGGACAAGCCACGCCCCCUGACAGACGAGUGGGAGGGGCUUCAGCUUGGCUCCGCCUCCCCUGACGAAGACGGGCAGCAAUUGGUGGACUGGCCAGGCCACGCCCCCGCUGGGGAUAGGCCACGCCUUCUCAUGGACGAGUGGGAGGGGCUAACGCGCGGCUCCGCCCCCGCAGAGGACAAGCCCCGCCCCCUUGAGGAAGGGUGGGCGGGGCCUGACGGCAGCUCCGCCUCUUCAGGAGCUCCCUCGGAGGAUGAGUGGGCGGAGCCAACGGUGAUCGGCCCCGCCCCCGGCGGGCUGCGUGUGGGGGGGGAGUGGGCGGGGCUGAGGGCCACGCCCACCCGGCCUCCAGCUGCCAAUCACCUUCGGAUCGUGGGGUGGCAGUGGGGGGUGGAGUGAGCCGUUGCCUGGCAACCGCGGGG
This is a messenger RNA of Grus americana (Whooping crane), 2110 nucleotides long. Its product is annotated as zinc finger protein 787-like. The transcript is spliced from 4 exons. Lineage: Eukaryota; Metazoa; Chordata; Aves; Gruiformes; Gruidae. The record is from RefSeq and is a predicted model, not a curated record. The coding region runs from base 346 to 1710 and encodes 454 amino acids.